Messenger RNA from Xenia sp. Carnegie-2017, 1155 nucleotides. Its product is annotated as putative zinc metalloproteinase YIL108W. The record is from RefSeq and is a predicted model, not a curated record. NCBI's taxonomy places the organism in Eukaryota, Metazoa, Cnidaria, Anthozoa, Malacalcyonacea, Xeniidae.
ACUUUGGGAGUUACAUGCAUGAACUAUAAUAGUCUUUGGGAGAACUAUAGUCUUUGGGAGUUACGUGCAUGAGCUGUUGUAGUCUUUGGAAGUUACAUGCAUGAACUAUAGUGUUUGAGAGUUAGGUGUAUGAACUAGAGUGUUUUGAAGUUACAUGCAUGAACUGUAGUGUUUGGAAGAUAUAAGGAUGAUCUUAGUCUUGGAUAUCACAUGCAAGAAGUAUAGUCUUUGGGAGUUAGGUGCAUGAACUGUAGUGUUUGGAAGUUAAAUGCAUUAAGUAUUAAAGUUUUAAGGAUAUAGAUGCAUGAACUAUUGUCUUUGGAAGAUACAUGCAUGAACUAUAGUAUUUGGGAGUUAGGUGUGUGAAGUAUAGUGUUGGGAAGUUAUAUGCAUGAGCUAUAGUCUUUGGAAGAAGUAUAGUCUUUGGGAGUUAGGUAUAUGAACUAUAGUGUUUGGAAUAUAGCGUUUGUCAAAUUGAGCAAAGGAUUAAAUGUGAUAAAAAUUCAAUUUCAAGAAGUACAGAAGGAGUUGUAGAUUUUCCGUGAAGGAAUGUCAGUUGAACGAAGGUUUGUACGUAUUGUUUACAUUAAAUGCUGCGACGGUGAUGGAAGUUUUGAUGCUCCCGUAGACAUAGAUAACACUCUGAAUCACGCCGGAAAACUUCAAUUCAAUGCCAUGGUAAUGCAGACAUUUAUCGCGGAGGAAAUAAAGAAACACUGCUUUGGGCCACAAACAUUUCAGGUAGAGGAAACAGACAAUGGUGAUGUGAAGGUAAAUGUGUUUACAAGCAAACUUACAAAAGAGGCGCAUGCAAUGAAUGGUGACCAACUGUACAAAGCGUUUUUGAAACGUAUUGCUUUCUCCUCCUCCUUAAAUGAUAAAAAUUGUAAGUUCCUUGCCUUCAUGUCAUGCACUCAUUAUGAUCCACCUCAAACUCUUCUACGACCACAAGAUGUCCACCUUUAUGUAAAGGGUCACACUGCACUUGGGGGAGGCCAGUUGGGACUGUUUGGUACUGGUGGACUUCACACUUGGGCUAGUAGUGUGGAAAUGCUUAUAAGUUUUACAAACACAAAAAUCAUUGAUAAAACAAAGCUGUUUGAUGACAGUAACCGAAGAUUCUCAGAUCUUCCCCCAAAUUUGCAAAGUUUUUAG